AUGCUCGUAUGCUCUGCAACGUUCUUAUGCGUUCCGCACAAGCGCAUCGCGGAUUUCAAGGCAUACUACCCGCGUUCCCACUGGGCGAUCGAGACGAUGCUCAGCCAGCCCGAGUUCAGCAACUUGCACUGGACGUCGCUGCAGCCGAACGGGUUUCUGAAUUUUUUCCUGUGGCCCGCUGUGAAAUUCAUCAAGAUUUAUCGCAGGACGGGGACGCAGAAGGGAUUGUCGCUGGGGUUUAUACUGCGACACGGAGAAACACAACCGGGCGCGUAUGUCGUCAACGGGCCAGAGGAGACGACGGGGCGGGACAUUGUGAAACCGAUUGAGCAGCGUCUUGGUGGGGAGAAGGUUGAAACUGUGAAGUUUAAGGACCUCUCUGGGAUCGAUCGGAUGGCCGAGCAUAGCUCCGAGUCAAAGAAUGUCAUUUUAUCUAUCAAUUAUGCGCCGGAGCCCACGUACGAGGGAAGAUGCAACGCCGCGACGACCAGCAAGGCGAAGCGCACGGCUGCUGAGGUUCUUGAUGCGUUGUUGGAGUAGAUUUCGUGUAUAUACUGUACUC
Fimicolochytrium jonesii is the source of this 562-nucleotide messenger RNA. RefSeq lists its product as uncharacterized. The record is from RefSeq and is a predicted model, not a curated record. NCBI's taxonomy places the organism in Eukaryota, Fungi, Chytridiomycota, Chytridiomycetes, Spizellomycetales, Powellomycetaceae. The coding region runs from base 1 to 540 and encodes 179 amino acids. The transcript is spliced from 2 exons.